Messenger RNA from Aureobasidium musti, 333 nucleotides. NCBI's taxonomy places the organism in Eukaryota, Fungi, Ascomycota, Dothideomycetes, Dothideales, Saccotheciaceae. The record is from the annotation of a GenBank genome assembly.
AUGCGCAUGACUAGAGCUCAAGCGGCUGCUCUGGCGGCUGCCGAAGCUGAAGCAGAGGGGGCUGAGCCUGGAGCUACCAACGACAUUAAUGAACAUGAAUACGACGACACGAAGAAUGGCUCUACGACACCGACUGGAGAAGCUCAGGAGCCUGAAGCAUUGGCUGAUUUGACGACCAAUCUGGAUACUAGUAACGCCGUUGAUGAUCAACAAGAGCUGGACAAUGUAGAGAGCGAGAACCAGACAAGCGAGGAGCAGACGAAUGGCAAUGCGGAAAACAGCGAACAGGAAGAGCAACAAGGUAUGUUGAACAGCACCGCUACCCGCGCUUGA